Messenger RNA from Betta splendens (Siamese fighting fish), 1157 nucleotides. Its product is annotated as olfactory receptor 2AT4-like. The transcript has a single exon. NCBI's taxonomy places the organism in Eukaryota, Metazoa, Chordata, Actinopteri, Anabantiformes, Osphronemidae. Gene Ontology annotation, cellular component: membrane. The record is from RefSeq and is a predicted model, not a curated record. Gene Ontology annotation, molecular function: G protein-coupled receptor activity; olfactory receptor activity. The coding region runs from base 57 to 1028 and encodes 323 amino acids. Gene Ontology annotation, biological process: G protein-coupled receptor signaling pathway.
UCAUAGCCGUUGCAGGUACCUGUGUCUCAUCUUCCAUCAACAGCCGGAGUCCAGUUAUGUCUAAUAUCAGGUCUGUUGUGAACAGCUCUGCAAUAAUUCGUCCUCCAGGUUUUUAUAUCAUCGGAUUUCAGUCGUUUCCCUUCAUCAGCGUCUACUUUAUAUUUCUAGCCUUUGUUUAUGUAGUUACAGUUCUGUUCAAUGGUUCCUUGGUUUAUAUAAUCACAUUUUCACGUUGUUUACACACUCCAAAAUUUGUGGCUGUGGUCAAUCUCGCAGUUGUUGACAUCAUCCUCAACUCUGCCUCUAUUCCUGGUAUGAUGAAAAUUUUCCUCUUUAAGGACAACUUCAUUCCAUUUGACUCCUGUCUUGCACAAAUGUACAUUUUCUUUGCUUUUGCGACCUUGGAGUCACAUUCUCUUGCUAUUCUUGCCUAUGACAGGUUGGUGGCGAUAUGUUUCCCUCUGCGUCAGAGCUCGAUCAACACGCUGCGCAGCAUGUCUUACAUCGUCAGCUUGACUUCAUGUUUUGCUCUGGGCAUCAGUGCGUUUGCAGUGGGAAUAAUGACCAGGCUGAGCUUCUGCAGCUCUCUCAGUGUGUUCAGUUACUUCUGUGACUAUGCUCCUGUGUUUCGACUGGCCUGUAAUGAUAACACGCUGCAGUGGGCUGUGGCCACUUUUCUGACAUUCUCGCUUCUUGGAGCACCAUUUGCUUUCAUCUGUCUGUCCUACGUCAGCAUCCUGGUCACUGUGUUCAGGAUGAAGUCUAUCGAAAGUCGAGUGAAAGCUUUGGCUACUUGCGUUGAGCAUCUGAUCCUUGUUGCUAUAUUCUACAUUCCUCUUAUUACCAUUUUUACUGUUGGCUUUUACCUGCGACUCAUCGACCCAGACCAACGGGUGCUCAGCCUGUCUCUGGCCUCAUGUUUACCACCCUGUGUCAAUCCCAUUGUAUAUUCACUGAAAACCAAGGAGAUAAAAACUAGAGCUCUGGCUCUUGUGAGAAGAACUUUAAUCCAGCACAGAACAAAGUAAGAAAUCAUGUAUUAAGAGAGGUUUAGGCAUCAUUAUGUGGUUAGAGUGUAAAGUAGAGAAUCAGUUUUGAGCAUCAGUGUCCAAACAUUUUUAAGGUUUAUGCCCUACUGUUUUAGAAACUAUAACAGU